Musa acuminata AAA Group (dessert banana) is the source of this 1792-nucleotide messenger RNA. RefSeq names its product two pore potassium channel a-like. Gene Ontology annotation, cellular component: plasma membrane; plant-type vacuole membrane. Bases 446 to 1501 code for a protein of 351 amino acids. The transcript is spliced from 3 exons. Lineage: Eukaryota; Viridiplantae; Streptophyta; Magnoliopsida; Zingiberales; Musaceae. The record is from RefSeq and is a predicted model, not a curated record. Gene Ontology annotation, biological process: potassium ion transmembrane transport; stabilization of membrane potential. Gene Ontology annotation, molecular function: outward rectifier potassium channel activity; calcium ion binding; potassium ion leak channel activity.
CCCCGUGGCCGACACCUCCCACCCCCCCGUCCCCGCCUUCGUAAGGUUUCGACGGACGUGCCCUCCUGUCAUUUAUAAUCUCGGAAUUCGUCGGAAGCCCAUCCGUGGUCGGUAUCGUAUUCGAUCGAUGCGGACGUCCGCAGCUUAGUCCAGCGAGGUAAACCCGUUAUCAUCCUUCGUCCCUAGAGAUCCAGUUCUUGGUCGGAAAUCUUUCGUGAUUACGGAACCCAAUCCUGUGUGUGCUGCUGGCUGCCUUUGGGAAGGAGGUCGGAGGGUUUUGAGGCGGAAGUCGGAGCUGGAGAACCGAUAAAGUUUGGUCCUUUUGUCCAUUGAGACAGACUUCGGAGGUGGAAGAUCUACUUGAUGCCUUUACGCUAGAACCCUACGGGUUUGCUUUGUGGAAGGUACUUGUAAAGUAGAGAUCGUAUUAUUAUUUAGACAGUUAAUGGCUAACGAGUCUGCAAAACAGCCGUUGCUCUCAGGGUUAGUAGAUCCUCCUAAAUAUCCCCAGAAGAAUACCACAACCAAGAGAAAAAGGUUCCUCCGUAGUAAAAGUGCCCCAUCUGUCGACAUCCUAUUGGGUCCGACUGAAGUUGGUGGCACACUUCCUGAUUCAAAGUUGAAUUCCAUCUAUUUUCGUCCAAGCCUUAAGCAAGUAGUUCUCUACUUGGUUAUCUACCUAGGAGCAGGGGCUGCUUGCUUUUAUCUUGUAAAGGAUCAACUUGCUGGCAAGAAAACAAAUGGUGUUCUUGAUGCUAUAUACUUCUCCAUCGUAACAAUGACCACCGUUGGUUAUGGAGAUCUGGUUCCAAAUAGUGUCACCACAAAACUUCUAGCAUCUGUUUUUGUGUUUACUGGCAUGGCAAUAGUAGGUAUGUUGUUAAGUAGAGCAGCUGAUUAUCUUGUUGAAAAGCAGGAAAUGUUGUUAUAUAAAGCAUUACAUAUGCGUUGCAAGGGAGGGGAGGCACAUAUGUUGAAACAGAUUGAGACUAACAAAGUAAAAUAUAAAUUCUAUACAACUGCAGUGAUUCUUGUAUUGCUAAUUACCAUCGGGACUGUGUUUCUAUGGAAGGUCGAGAAACUAGAAUUUGUCGAUGCCUUUUAUUGUGUUUGUUCUACUAUAACCACAUUAGGAUAUGGAGACAAGAGCUUCUCAACUGGAGGAGGUCGUGCAUUUGCUAUUUUCUGGAUCGUAACUAGCACUGUUUGUGUAGCUCAGUUCUUUCUAUACCUUGCUGAGUUAAACGCAGAACACCGACAGAAAUUACUGGCUAAAUGGGUCCUUACUAGGAGAAUGACAUUUGUGGACCUUGAAGCAGCAGAUCUUGAUGAUGAUGGUGUUGUGGGUGCUGCAGAGUUCAUAAUUUAUAAGCUGAAAGAGAUGGGGAAGAUCAGCGAAGAGGAUAUCGCACUUGUGAUGGAGGAAUUCGAGGAUCUCGACAUUGAUCAGUCCGGUACACUAUCAGCAGCUGACCUGGUUCUUGCUCAGUCUAAUCGGUAGAGAAGCUUAUGGUUAACACCAUACUUCUUUCAGAUGUAUCUAUUGGUUAAGUUUAUGUUAAUAAAUGCUUCUCUCAAGUUAAUUUUGUUAAAAUUCUAGUUUGUCGAUUUUGUGACUUGCGGUGUUAACUACAUCCAAUUAGAAUCAGUUGAUCUUUUUCUGAUUGGAAAAGAUCCGUGUAAUCAGCAUCAAAUAAUUGAGACAUUACAACUUCUUGUGUUAACUUCAUCAAUAGAACAACUGUUGGAUCUGAAAGAAAAGAAACUAGGAGGAUAUAUUAAAUUGGUGUCA